Messenger RNA from Tympanuchus pallidicinctus (lesser prairie-chicken), 1680 nucleotides. Its product is annotated as CMP-N-acetylneuraminate-beta-galactosamide-alpha-2,3-sialyltransferase 4-like. Gene Ontology annotation, molecular function: sialyltransferase activity. Gene Ontology annotation, biological process: glycolipid biosynthetic process. The record is from RefSeq and is a predicted model, not a curated record. Lineage: Eukaryota; Metazoa; Chordata; Aves; Galliformes; Phasianidae. The coding region runs from base 1 to 1155 and encodes 384 amino acids. The transcript is spliced from 11 exons.
AUGUUCAUGAAGGCAAGCAUGAAUGCCAUAGCUGUAGUCAGAAGAUUCUUCCUUGUCCUCUUCCAGUGCAAAAAGCUGCUGUUCUUGCUCUGUGUGGGUCUGUGUGUGAAGAGCCUGUACAAUGUGACAAACACACUUGGCAGGCAUACUGAAAAUGGAACCCUUUACAUGGUCUUUGGAGGGGACCUGUUCAUGGACACCAGUGGUCAGGAGCUGGGAGACAGAACAACAUGGAGGCACGUUGGUGCUUGCCGAAGACGCUUUGUGUGGAGAAAGCCUUUUCUUAGAAGGUUUAAAUCUCACUGGGAGCCUUUCUUGACCAGCAAAUCCAUAUACUCACUCCUGGACAGGCCUUUUAAACAGGAGCUUGAAGAAGUUCUGUGGCUCCAUAAACUUCCUUUCGGGCUGCACAGAUCAGUUCUCUCUGCUUUUAGCACAUUGCAGCUUCUUCCAGAGCAGGAUUUGCCUGGAUCCUUUGGCCGUUUAUGGUGCCAAAGGUGCAUUGUGGUUGGCAAUGGCUACUCUGUCCAUGGGCAGCACUUUGGGAAAAUGAUUGACUCUCAUCAUGUUAUCAUAAGAUUAAAUGAUGCUCCAGUAAAAGAGUACAAGAAGGAUGUGGGAGAAAGAACCAGCAUUCGUCUCUUCUUCCCUGAAUCAGCUCUGCCCAACCCUCUGGAAAACAGUGACAACAAUACACUGAUGGUGUUUGUCCCAUUCAAGCCUUUGGAUUUUUUAUGGCUGAGGGAAGUAUUGCUGAAAACAAAGAACAAGACAAAGGAGGGAUUUUGGCGCCAGCCUCCCCAGGAGUGGAACUGGAACAUCUCUCAGCUACGUAUUCUCAAUCCAUAUGUCACCUAUGAGGCAACAUUCAAGCUGCUGCAGCUGAAUGCAUCAAGUAGGAGAUAUGCCACCACGGGAAUCAUUGCUUUGAACUUAGCCCUCCAUCUGUGCCAAGAGGUCAACAUUGCAGGCUUUGGUUACCCUGGCAACCAUGACACUACUACACCAAUACAUUAUUACAAUACUGGUCUCUCACGGAAAAACGAGCUCUUUCAGCAUAAUCUCACAGCUGAGAGGAACUGGCUUCUGAAAAUGAUUGAGUGGGGAGUGAUUGCUGACUUAACCAGCCAUACCUUCCAGACCCAGAACGACUGAGAGGAGGCCAUGCUGGUUGCUAUCCCCAUCCAGACACCUCAGUUGGGCUUUGCCCUUGUUCCAUUCUUGUUCCAGGUUGUUUUGAGCAUGUCAUAGUACAUUCUUUCCCAGGUAGGAUGGGAGGUUAAACCCUGAGAUUCAGAGCACUUUCUUCAUCCUUCAUUUGCCUCUAGCUUCCACCACUGCCUGCUAUAGUGGAGGAUGAAGAGUGUUGCACAACACUUCUUCCUUGGGUAAUGUCCUCCUGCUUUGUGAUCAGCCAUCCUGUACUCACUGAGCUGUUUGUGAAAAGCACAAGACUUAGAUGCCAAGCUGGUCUGCAGGCCCUGAGAAACUCAGGAGCGAAGGUGCAGUGCUUACCCUGAGAUUUCAGACUCCUUCAUGCACAAAGUGGAGAAUAAAGUUACACCCAUCGCUUUGGAAAAGGACUAGGUUGAAAACAGAGAGUUUUAGUGUCUCACUAAUUGUUGGGAAAUGUUAACGUCUGCAGUAAACACCAAAAAAAUUGUUUCUUUUAUUGUUCUG